This is a messenger RNA of Xyrauchen texanus (razorback sucker), 5515 nucleotides long. RefSeq names its product electrogenic sodium bicarbonate cotransporter 1-like. Gene Ontology annotation, molecular function: monoatomic anion transmembrane transporter activity; solute:inorganic anion antiporter activity; sodium:bicarbonate symporter activity. Lineage: Eukaryota; Metazoa; Chordata; Actinopteri; Cypriniformes; Catostomidae. The transcript is spliced from 28 exons. The record is from RefSeq and is a predicted model, not a curated record. The coding region runs from base 287 to 3607 and encodes 1106 amino acids. Gene Ontology annotation, cellular component: plasma membrane; basolateral plasma membrane. Gene Ontology annotation, biological process: monoatomic anion transport; bicarbonate transport; regulation of intracellular pH.
ACGAGCGCAACGUGGAUCCUUUUCCAACGGGACGGCGAGAGUUUAUGAGCCUGUUGCGUUAUGACGGCUUGGGUGAUUGAAUGUGUCGUAGGCAGUUUAAUGGCUCUGGCUCCAGAUAAACAGAAAAAGUGAAGUCAAAGUGUCGCUGUGAGUGAAUGUAUCCUUGUUUUGACGCAUCCAGAGAGGCUGGACUUGCGCGCGUUUUGAAAGUCUUCCCGAAGCCUAUACGCACUUAAAACUGAGUCACAAGGAGACAGAAGACUUCUUACAGAAGAGGACAGUGACAAUGAGCGACAAAAACAAAAUGGAGGAUGAAGCUGUGGUGGACAGGGGAGCAUCUUACAUCAAAAACGUGUGUGAAGAGGAGGUUGAAGGUCAUCACACAGUCUACAUUGGAGUUCACGUGCCUAAGAGUUACCGUCGCCGGCGACAACACAGACGACGAACCAGUCACAAAGAGAAGCGAGAACGUGUGACGGAAAAUCUGAGCGACAAAUCAGAUGCUGAGAAUGCAGAUGACUCUGCCUCCAACAUCCUCAAACCACUCAUCACUCCGGCAGCAGAGCGGAUUCGCUUUAUGUUGGGGGAGGAUGACAGUGGCCCGCCUCCACCGCAGCUCUUCACUGAACUCGACGAACUUCUUUCCGUUGACGGUCAUGAGUUGGAGUGGAAGGAAACCGCCAGAUGGAUAAAGUUUGAAGAGAAGGUGGAAAAGGGUGGAGAGCGUUGGAGUAAACCUCAUGUGGCCACUCUGUCUCUCCACUCACUUUUCCAGCUGAAGAACUGCAUAGAAAAAGGAACCAUCAUGCUGGACAUGGAGGCGAACUCUCUUCCGCAGAUCGUUGAAAGAAUCACUGAUAAUCAGAUUGAGAAUGGGCAGCUAAAGCCAGAUCUGAAGGAAAUGGUCAUGUACACUUUGCUACGGAAACAUCGCCACCAGACCAAGAAGUCCAACCUGCGUUCCCUGGCUGACAUUGGCAAAAGUGUGUCUAGUGCGAGCCGUUUGUUCAGCAGCCAAGAGAACGCGCGCAGUCCUCUCGAUCACACUGUGCCUUGCUUUACCACCUUUGAUCCUGACGAGCAAAUUCAGAUGCAGAGAAGCAACAGCAUGGGACUUCUUUGUAGCCCAACCACAGCUCAUCGUAACAUGACCUCCAAUAGCCUCAAUGAUCUCUCAGACAAGCCUGAAAAAGAGCAGUUGAACAAUAAAUUCAUGAAGAAAAUUCCGCGGGAUGCGGAGGCGUCAAACGUGUUGGUUGGCGAGGUGGAUUUCCUGGAGGUGCCCUUCGUGGCGUUCGUACGUCUUCAGCAGGCGGUGAUGUUAGGAGGCCUCACCGAAGUUCCUGUUCCCACACGGUUCCUUUUUAUUCUGUUGGGACCCAAAGGAAAGGCCAAAUCAUAUCGCGAAAUAGGACGAGCCAUUGCAACGCUCAUGUCUGAUGAGGUGUUUCAUGAUAUCGCUUAUAAAGCUAAAGAUCGUGGUGACCUGCUGGCAGGCAUAGAUGAGUUCCUGGAUGAAGUCAUAGUUUUGCCUCCUGGAGAAUGGGACCCUGACAUCAGAAUCGAACCUCCAAAAUCUGUCCCGUCUGCUGAUAAACGUAAGAACAUUCUCACCAGCGGUGGAGAGGGUUUUCAUAUGAACGGUGGUACACCACAUGAUGGGGGUGGUGGGGGUGGUGGCGGUCACGCGGUUGGAGACGAACUCAAAAUGACCGGCAAGUUUUGUGGGGGUCUCGUUCUGGAUGUCAAGAGGAAACUCCCCUUUUUUGCAAGCGACUUUUACGACGCUCUGCACAUUCAGUCUCUUUCGGCCAUCUUGUUUAUUUACCUGGGUACCGUAACAAACGCCAUCACCUUCGGAGGGCUGCUGGGAGACGCUACUGAAAACAUGCAGGGUGUGUUGGAGAGUUUUGUCGGGACGGCGCUAUCGGGUGCUGUGUUCUGUCUGUUAUCGGGUCAACCUCUUACCAUCCUGAGCAGUACCGGGCCUAUGCUUGUCUUUGAGCGGCUGCUGUUUAACUUUAGCAAGGAUAAUGAUUUCGACUAUCUGGAGUUCCGGCUGUGGAUUGGCCUCUGGUCCGGGUUCUUGUGUCUGAUCCUAGUCGCGACGGAUGCCAGUUUUCUGGUGCAGUACUUCACACGGUUUACGGAAGAAGGGUUUUCUGCGCUCAUCAGCUUCAUCUUCAUCUAUGAUGCCUUUAAGAAAAUGCUCAAACUGGCUCACCAUCAUCCAAUCAAUAAAAAAUAUGAAAUGGACCUUGUUACCCUGUAUGGAUGCAACUGUAGUCCACCGGAUGGUAACAGUUCAACUCUAUACAUGGACAAAAUAGAGGCCAUGAUGAACAACAGUGUACAGCUCCAUUUAAAUUCGACCUGGACAUCAUUGACGCGCUCUGAAUGUUUGGAAUGGGGAGGUCAUCUGAUUGGUCCAGCCUGCGACUACGUCCCUGACAUCACACUGAUGUCAUUCAUUCUGUUUCUUGGCACAUACGCCUGCUCCAUGUGUUUGAAGAAGUUCAAAACCAGCAGAUUUUUCCCAACCAUGGUCCGCAAAAUGAUCAGUGAUUUCGCCAUUGUUCUAGCCAUUUUGAUCUUCUGUGGGGUGGACGCCCUGGUUGGUGUGGAUACACCAAAACUACUAGUGCCAAGUGAAUUCAAGCCGACGAAUCCAAACCGUGGUUGGUUUAUUCCACCAUUCGGAGGAAACCCCUGGUGGGUUUACCUGGCUGCCAGCUUACCUGCUCUCCUGGUCACCAUCCUCAUCUUCAUGGACCAGCAGAUCACGGCCGUCAUCGUCAACCGCAAGGAGCACAAGUUGAAGAAGGGAGCCGGGUACCACCUUGACCUGUUCUGGGUCUCGGUUCUCAUUGUCAUUUGCUCGUUCUUGGGGCUGCCCUGGUACGUGGCGGCAACUGUCAUCUCCAUUGCCCACUUAGACUCACUCAAGAUGGAAACCGAGACAUCAGCACCUGGAGACCAGCCGAAAUUCCUGGGAGUCAGGGAGCAGAGAGUCACAGGAAUAUUUGUCUUCAUUCUCACAGGGAUGUCGGUCUUCAUGGCCCCCGUUCUGAAGUUCAUUCCUAUGCCUGUGUUGUACGGCGUGUUCCUCUACAUGGGUGUGGCCUCUCUCAGUGGUGUGCAGUUUAUGGAUCGUUUGCAGCUGUUGCUGAUGCCAGCAAAACAUCAGCCAGAUCUGAUCUACCUGAGACACGUACCGCUCAGACGUGUUCACCUCUUCACCUUCAUACAGGUGCUCUGUCUAGCUCUGUUAUGGGUGCUGAAGUCGACAGUAGCAGCCAUCGUAUUUCCUGUGAUGAUUCUUGCAUUGGUGGCAGUGAGAAAAGCCAUGGAUUAUAUGUUCUCUCAACACGAUCUCAGUUACCUGGAUGACGUCAUGCCUGAGAAAGACAAGAAGAAAAAGGAGGAUGAGAAGAAGAAGAAGAAAAAGAAAGGAAGCAUAGACAGCGAAAUGAAUGACUCGGAUUUUCCAGCCAAUGAGAAUGUUCCCAGCAUAAAGAUCUCCAUGGAGACCAUGGAACUGGAGCCAAUGCUGAGGGAGAAACCCUCAGACAGAAAUAAGCCCAUGUCCUUCCUCACUCCCUACUGAUGGAGAGCACUUUUUUCCUUCCAAGACUGUGUCAAGUCAGGAUAUAAACCCCUUUAAGAAGAUGGUGCCUCAGAUUAGAAUCGAUCUGGCCCCAGAUCACAACAAAUUCUUCUGGAAAACACCAGCCUCAGAAACAUCCCUGUAAACACUCAAAAUGACCCAAUGACCUCCUGAAAACCCUUUGAAACUGCCACUUUCAGGCGCAGAGAAGGAUUGUUUAGACUCAAGUUAUUCAGCUAAACAGAUACUCAAAAACAACCAAAAACAUUUACAAAAUUUCGCUGGAAAACGAACGUGUUUUUUCCUUUAUAUAAAAAAAAAAAUGGCAUUUCAACACAAACCAAUUGUUGCAUAAGCACAAACGCUACCAAAGAGUUUUUAUUUUUAUUGCGUUUUUUUACUCCUCAAAAUAUCCUCUUGAUUUGUAGGUAGUAUUUCUAGUAUUUAGAAAAACGUAUUUUUGCUUUAGUUGUAGUUUUCGGUUUGUGGGUCCAGAAAAUGCGAAUCCAAUUUUUAGUUCCAAUAAAUGAUGGAUAAUCCUUCUAUAAUCGUAAUAUUUUUUAUAAAAAAGAAAACAUCAGAAUGAUAUCAUAAUCAGUCUUAAUUACAUAGAAUCCAAUUGUAUAAAGUGAUUUAAGUGGUCUGAGUUUGGCCAAAUUACUGCACUCCAUUCAAAUGAGCACAAAUAUCUCUGUUUUCUUUAAUACCUUUUUGUAUUUUUCAGAAAACUCAAAUCUACAGUGUUUAAGAAGCAUAUUUAAACCAAUGGUGGGCAUAACUUUUUAUCUCAAUAAGGGAAACUAUAGUUUUAAUAAAAAAAAGUUUUUUCUGUGCUUAAAAAGACACUUGAGUAAACACUCAAUAUGAAUAUUAUCCUAUAAGUUCUACCUCUAAUCGACUGUAGUUGCCAGGCGCUCUGUGAUUGAAUGAAGCACUUGCAGAAUGUUACGGAUACCGGCGCUGAUUUGAAAAUUGGUGCGAUGUUGAUUUUACGGGAAGAGUGGCCGCCCUGUAGGAUGCCUCUAUAACAUUCUGUCUCAGAAAAGCUCUUUUUCAAGAUCUGUGUCUUCGUUCAUACGUAAAUGACUAUCCAUAACAGGGUGGACACUUUCAAUGUGAUUUCCUUCAGUGUAAUUAAUAUGAAGCAGUUAUUGAUUAUGAUGAUUUUAUUGUACAUUUCUUAAAAAGAAGUAAUGAUGUAGAUAGAGAAGUCUUUUAUACUGAGAUGAAACUUUGAGAGGUGUUAUUCCUCAAUGUAAGGACUCAAUAAGAUAUUUAAUGUGGAACACGGCUGCAUCAAGUGACAGCAAUAAGAAUAAUAUGAACAUGAAUGCUGCCAUUAAGACAGAUCAUUUUUACUCAUAUUCAACACUGAAAGAUUCUUCAGUCAGCAAAUUUGGUGUACCGUAGUUUAUUUUGAAAUUAAAGCAUAUACAGUUGCAUAUACGUAUUGACGUAUUUGGUAAUUUUUGGACAAUCAUCAGUUUUGAAUGAUCCACAGUUGUUAAAACUUGAAUAUAGAAACACAAGUCAGUGUUUGUAAAUAGACAAUCAGUUUUAGCACAUCAUCAUCAUCAUCAUAAUCUCCGAUCAAUGAUGUCUUCCUUGAUUGUGAUUGUAUCAAAUUGCCUGUACGUUUUUGAGAAAUAUAUUUCAGCAAGACGGAUAUUUAGCACAAGGUGAAAUUUCUUUCAGAUGCACCACUCUUUAUGAUGUUUUUUAUUUUAUUAUGAACCUGUUGCGUUGUAUUUAUUGUCACUUUUCUCUUCUGGAUGCUACUCUGUCUGAUGCUACAGGUAAUAAUGAGAUUAACAGUUGAUCGUUGUUCUGUUAAAGGGAAUCACCCUGUAGCACUAUGAGGCCAUGGGCAAAUUAAAGCAAUUAUUAAAACUGAUUCUGAUGGUGUGA